Cladophialophora psammophila CBS 110553 is the source of this 315-nucleotide messenger RNA. RefSeq lists its product as uncharacterized. NCBI's taxonomy places the organism in Eukaryota, Fungi, Ascomycota, Eurotiomycetes, Chaetothyriales, Herpotrichiellaceae. The record is from RefSeq and is a predicted model, not a curated record. The coding region runs from base 1 to 315 and encodes 104 amino acids. The transcript has a single exon.
AUGGACGACAGAAUCAUUUCGCCCCGCGGAGAAGUAACGGCCUUGCUCCAGCAGGAUGAACAUAUCCCCGACGACGAGGAAGAACAGACCGAGAAUGAAGAUCUUCGACAAAUGGUUUGGCAACUUUUGGAUCCGGAAAGCGAUCUCGCCCAGCGCGUUGAGGAGAUCGUUAUAGGAACAUGCGCGAAGCGAGAAUAUGACCACCAAACCCAGCCCGACGAGAACGGCGUCGUCGAGAUCCUGCCCAAUGUGCUGAAUUCUGCGGCACUCGAGGAAAUUCUCAAGAGCGUGAGGAAUCUUCAAACCUUCUCGUGA